GUCCAAAGAGGAGGCAGCCGCCCGGAGCCGGGACUCUCCGCCACCUCUCGGAGGUAACCGCUAUCCUGACUUCAACCACUAGAGCGUAGAACUUUGUAUAAAUAAAACCAUGCAAAAGUUUCUAGGACUGGACGAAAAUAAUUUGCUGAGAUGUCAGCUGGGAAUUCUCCCAGGGAAAGCUUGGAAAUGGAGAGCUUCCACACAAGAUUCAGUGCCUGGACACCUUUUAGCAACAAGUCAUUAAAUCGACAGCUCUUUCAGGAAACAGUUGCUCUUAUAAGUCAUUGGUUUGACCUCUGGACUAACAAGCAACAUCAAGAAUUCUUAUUCACGAUUUUUUUAUGAUGCACUAAAUCACAAUUAAGGGUUGUCCAAGACUGGUUUUCAGAAAGGAUGCAAGUGGCCAGAGUGGAUUUUCUACCACACUUCAUUUCUCUAUAUAUCUUUUCCUUUCUGAAUCCAAAAGAUUUGUGCGCAGCUGCACAAGUCAGCUGGCCCUGGAAAUUUUUAACUGAACAGGAUUGCUUAUGGAUGCCCAAAUGCAUGAAGUUUGGAUGGUUUCUGCCCUAUAUGCCAACAGAUAGUGAGUAUGGUGCUUGGAAGCACCAUUACAUUGCUUGUGUGUCCAGCUUAGAUUGGCUAACCCCUAGGGAAGCCACAGCUCUUUAUGGGACCCUGAAUGAACCCAAAACAGAAGAUGAGCAACUACAGGAGAGGCAAAGAGAAAAGUGCCUAAGGAAAAUAAUUUGGGAGAAAAUUGCACUACGUAAGAAGGAUUUGCUCAAAGUUCGACCCCCUUGGGUGAAUGGAACAUGCUGCUCUAGAUUGUUCAAAUCCAAAUGCCAACCACGUCUCUCCCAGACUGUGAGGGAUCGAGUGGGAUUACAUGAAACUUUGGAGAAACAGCUUGUUUUGGCAUCUUUAGAAGCUUUGCCCAAGCGAAGCAAUGUUUCUGGGUGCCAUUCCUACCCUUUAUUAUCAAAGAAAAAUUGGCAUGGAGUUUAUAAAAAUGACAGCAGCUCUUCCCAUGCUCUCCAGCCACACUUCAUAUUAAUAUCAUCUCGGACUCCUGCAUAUGAGAUGGUGGUGAACAGUGUUAGAGCAGAUAUGACAUUUUGAUCUUUCCCCCCCUCAGGCUAUAAAAUUGGUAUUAAAAAUUUACUGAGGCCUGAAGUGAGAGAUUCCUGGGAGACAUUAGGAAGCUAUGUGGCCCCUGAAGAAGAAGGGGAUCACGUGGACCUCUUUGUACCACUCGGAGCAUCAGAGGCAGGAACAGAAGUUCUUUCUCAGCUGUCUCAACUGACUGGCACGUUAUUGACUGCCCCCAAUGGGAUUGCCACCGGGUCAUACCAACACAUUCUUAGUGACUGGCUGGGACGACAGUAGGAAAGGGCGCCCCCUUCCACCUACUUCAGUGAAUCAAAGCUGCAGACAUGGUCCAGCCUCACCGACUUCCUGGAAGACACCUUGAAAUCAGUAAGGAAACAACUAAGUCCUCUCUUCAAGGAGUUGCAGAAGAACAUAAGUGGCAGGAUGACAGGGCAAUUUGUAUCAGACACCAUGAGUAUGGCUAACAUUCUGAAUAACCAAGAAAUUAUACAAGCUCUGGCAGAGGGAUUGAUAGAACUUUCAAAAGAAAAUUCUGAAAGAAAUGUUAUAGAAGAUAAUCCUCAUAACACAAAAUCAAGUCUCAGCAAAAACGGUCCAAAUUUUGAGUUGCUGGUUGAGUUGGAGAGAAAGCUGCAGCUGGACUCAGCCGAAAAGCGGACCAGCGUCAUCAGGGAACUCUUACAGAGUGAGAGAAAAUACGUGCAAAUGCUGGAAAUUGUGAGAGAUAUUUACAUACGGCCACUUAGAGCAGCACUGUCGUCAAAUAGAGCAAUUCUGAGCGCGGCAGAUAUCCAGAUCAUUUUCUCUGAUAUUCUGCUGAUUUAAUGUCUCAGCAGGUGGUUUCUAGAUGACUUGAGAGACAGACUACAGGAAUGGGGCCCAGCUCACUGCGUGGGAGAAAUAUUCAUAAAGUUUGGAAGCCAGUUGAACAGAUACACCAAUUUCUUCAACAAUUACCCUGUUGUUCUGAAAACUAUGGAGAAGUGCAGAGAAAUGAUACCAGCAUUCCGAGCUUUCCUGAAGAGGCAUGAUAAGACCAUUGUUACAAAGAUGCUGAGCCUUCCGGAGCUGCUUUUGUACCCAUCCCGAAGGUCUGAAGAAUAUAUUCAUCUUCUCUAUGCUCUGAGGCUUCACACUCCUGCAGAACAUGUUGACCAUGACUUGACCACUGCAAUUGAAGUAAUCAAAAAAUACAAAGUUUACAUAGAUCAGAUGAAGCAGAACAUCAAUAUGAAAGAUCAGCUGUCAGACAUAAUCAUCUCUGGGUGCCCGACUCUAUCAGAAGUAAACAGAUAUCUGAUUAGGGUCCAAGAUGUAGCCCAACUUCACUGCUGUGAUGAGGAACUAAGUUUCUCUUUAAGGCUCUAUGAACAUACCUGUGACCUCAGUCUUUUCCUCUUCAACGAUGCACUGCUUGUUUCUAGUCGGGGCACGUCUCAUACUCCGUUUGAAAGGACUUCAAAAUCAACCUACCAGUUCAUUGCAUCAGUGGCCCUUCAGAGACUACUCAUAGAAGAUAUUCCAGAUUCCAAAUAUACCAAGAAUGCAUUUAUUCUUCAAGGUUCAAAACAUGAAUGGAUUUGUUCUACAGAAGUUGAGGAUGAUAAAUUCCUGUGGUUGUCAGUACUCCAAAACGCCAUCGAAAGUAGUAUGGAAAAGUGAGACUGGACUUAAAACACCAGGAGUUCCAAUCUGCCCUGGCAAAGACAGACAGCAUGUUACUUUCUGUUCCAGAAGAUCCAGUAAGGAGCAGAAUGAUUAUCUGUCAUGGAUGAUGGGAGGAUGAACUAGGAUGGCCCAUAAAGCUCUUCCUAGCUUUUAAACUUUAUCAUCUAUGCCCAAUUAUGUGAAAUGGACAGUAAGAAAAAUGUGAGUAUGAUAUUUUGAACCACUUCUUUUGGUAGUUAUUUUUCAUGAACAGUAUUAUUUAGAGUAAUCUGACUGACAGAACCUAAG
Molecule: messenger RNA, 3066 nt
Organism: Balaenoptera musculus (blue whale)
Lineage: Eukaryota; Metazoa; Chordata; Mammalia; Artiodactyla; Balaenopteridae
Gene: ECT2L
Product: epithelial cell transforming 2 like
Molecular function (GO): guanyl-nucleotide exchange factor activity; protein binding
Source: RefSeq, a predicted model, not a curated record